Molecule: messenger RNA, 7136 nt
Organism: Bombus huntii
Lineage: Eukaryota; Metazoa; Arthropoda; Insecta; Hymenoptera; Apidae
Gene: Bdp1
Exons: 6
Coding region: 1750-3726 (658 amino acids)
Biological process (GO): RNA polymerase III preinitiation complex assembly
Cellular component (GO): transcription factor TFIIIB complex
Molecular function (GO): TFIIIC-class transcription factor complex binding
Source: RefSeq, a predicted model, not a curated record
UGUUUUGACUAUAUGUUUCUAGAGUUUUUCCCAAAUUUUUUUGUACACCCUGUAUAGACAAUGAAUUUACAAUUUUCAAAAAUUUUAUUAUGAAGAAAAUGGUUUGUAACUUUGGAGUCACAAAAAAUGAAAUUAGAUUAAAAGAAUAUUGAUAUAUAAGCAUGUGACUUCGAAGUUACAUGGCAUUAUAGAGAAUUAAUGUGUAAUAUGUGAUAAAUAAUCAUAUAAAUUUUAAUACUCUUUUUUGUAUUAUAUUGCAUUUAGACUUACACCCAUUACAAUCUUAAAUGUGUAUAAUUAAUUUAACUGUCUUAUAUCUGUGUUAAUUCUAGUUAGUAAAAUUCGAGUCACUUUAUGUUAUUUUUCUAAAUUCAAGGUUUAUCAGUAUUCUUUGAACCCGAUUACAUUCCUUCUUAUAUUUUUGGACAGUUUAAUCUGAGUUUCAUUGCAUUUUUUAUGAAAUAAUACAGUUUCUUAAUAUCUCCCUUCUUUGCUGUAAUAAUUUGCUGUGUACUUCUUCAUACAUUGGAUAGGUUUUAAUACAUGCUCUAUUUAAUAUUUAAUACGUGUCCUUAUUCACUGUUCCUUAUUCUUUACUGAAGCCUUCCUGUAAGUCUCAACUGUGCUUGUACUCUUUUGAAUUUUAUUGGAAGAUUCAUCGCUAAGUAAUUCUAUGCUUAAAUUCUUUGUCUUUAGAAGCAGUAUUGUAUAUGGAUAUUUCUGCUUUACUCCUAUCUUCUUAUAUUAGACAAUUUCUUAUCUUUUCCAGUAAAAUAUUUUUGUUUCUAAUUACUUUAUCCUUUGUGGCUUGUUUCAUCCUUAGACGGGAUUUCCUAGGUGCAUCCAUAGCACGCGGCUAUAUCUGACAUAGCCUUAAAUUAGAACGGGCAAUAUCCAUCGUCUAUUUGCGCUAAUUGCAUACGUUUGAUGAUCGAAAUGUAUCGAUCAAAUCAGUAUUUUUUCGGAAGCACUAUAGACCAGUAAUUCUUAAUCUGUAGCCCCCAAGAAGCACACAUAUAAGUUAUUAUUUUAUGAUUCGAAUACAAAAUAUUCACUACGAGCAUAUGUAUUUAUUUAUUUAUAUUAAAUCUUUUCUCUUCAAAUUUGAAGGUUGUUGAUGAGUAAUUGAUGAGUUUUUUAAAUACACAUAUUUAAGGUAUAUUACAGAUUUAAAUUUUAAAUUAUCUUGGGGGUCCGCGAUAACAAAAAAUUAUUUAAAAGAGCUCCGUAGUAAACAACAGAUUAAGAUGCAAACGCAAUGCAAUCAAACUGUACCGGACUAAUCAGUCUUUUUUAUUAAAUAAUUUUAUUUAAAAAAUACAUUUCUGUUUAAUAAAAAAUAAUGAUAAUUAAUAAAAAUGUAUCCUUUUUUAACAACAAUUAAUAUUGUUAAAUAUUUUUAUUUUAAAAAUAUAAGUUAAUUUUAAAGGUUCAGACAUAGGGUUUUCCACAUAUAUUUUUGAAAUUACAUUCCUUUAAAAAAUGCAAAAAGAUCGGUUUUUUCGAAGGUUUACUCUAGAAUAUUUCCUUCAUAAAAAUUAAUAACAAUUAAUUUUUUAUGAUAGAAUUCAAUUGCAAAACCUGUAUUUUAAUGUUCUAUAAUGAGUAACUAAAAGAACUAGUUAACAUUAACCUUACCAGGCCCUGUCAAAUGGCCGGCUUCAAAUUUAAUUUAAAACUGUACAUUCAUUGUUAUUUUUUUUGUUCAUCUAACAUCAUAGAUUUUAAUAAAUUAAUAUAUUUAAGAAAAUGAAACGAGCACGUAUAAAAGCUAUGGUUACUGUUCCAACCCGAAGGAAGCCAACUCAAGAUGUAUCCAUUACUGAAGACCCUAAUUCAAUUGAACACAAUGAGAAAAAUAAAGAUAUAUCUAAUGACAUUUGUAUAACAUCACAACAAAUUUCAAAAAAUGUUUUCCAAGAAACACAAAUACAAGAAGAUGAUACAAAAGAUGUAGAUGAUACAAAAAAAUUAAUACACCAAAUUCAAGACGUAGGAGACCAAAAAGAGAAUGAGGAAUUACAUGUUGAUAAUCAAUAUAGUGAAUAUAAGGAUGACUCUACAAAAAAUUCUGAAAAAUCUAUGAAAGAAAUUGUACAUUCCCCAGAAGUUUUAAACACAACACAAAUUAAUUCUCCUAUAAAAUUAACACAAAAUCGGACUGGUUUUAUGAAACCAACACCAAAAUUUGAUAAUAGUAAUAGAAUACGGAGGAAUAGUAUUCAAGGGAGUGGAGCAAGUACAAGUGAAUCUGAAGAUGAUAAUAGGAGACUAUCAUGCACUAUUGCUAAUCAUACUAGGAACGAUUUAACGCAAUCAACAAAUAAUACAAAAGAUGCAGUUACUAAUAAUAUCAAGAAUAAUUUAAUAACAUCCAAAGUAGGACAAAAGAGACGUAUUUUAGUUUCAGAAUCUGCAAGGAAACUAGCAGAAGCUAGAAGAGAAUUUCAUUUAAAGCAUGAAAAUAAAACCCCAGAUAGAAGCAAACUUACAAUGUAUGAUUUAAUUUAUUAUAAUCCUGUUACUAAUCCCAUGAAAAAGUCUAAAGACUCUGCCAUAUCAACAAGAAGAGUCUCAGAAUGUCAAUCUGAAGAAUUUCAAGAAGAAGAAAAUGAAGAUGAUCCAUCAUCUACAAUGCCAGUACCUCAAGUAAAAGUUGGACCAAAUGGUGAAUUAAUAAUAGAUGAACAGAGUCUUGUUAUAGAGCAAACUAAUGCAAAGAAAAGUAGGAAAGUAUUAGCAAAAGAAGCUAUUAUUGAUGAUGAUAAUAGUGGAAGUGGAUUUUAUAAAAAGCGUCAGAAAAGUAAAGAAUGGUCCGCACGAGAAACUUUAAAUUUCUAUAGGGCAUUAAAUACAAUUGGUACAGACUUUUUGUUGAUGCAAAGUCUUUUUCCUAACAGAACGAGACAGGAAAUGAAGAUAAAAUUUAAGAAAGAAGAGAAAGUAAAUAGACAUUUGGUUGAAAAAGCUCUUGCAUAUCAUCAAGAAUUUGAUACUGAAAUGCUAGAAAAGUCAUUAGCUGCAUUUGAAGCUUCAGAGAAAGAACUUUUAAGUAUAAAAGAAAAACGUAAACAACAAAGGAUGAAGAAGAAUAAAAAAUCAAGGAAACGACGAAUAAGUAAAUUAGCACGCAGUAUUGGGAUUGAAAGCGAGACUGAUAGUGAAGAAGGAGAAGAAGGAGAAGAUGAAGAAGAAGGAGAGAAUGAAAAAUGCGGCUUGGAUUCAAUGGUAUACAAAGAAAAUACAAAAUCAAAUGGCAAAUAUCAACAAACAUUAAAUAAGACAAAUAAAAAACUUUAUAAAAGACCAAGAGAUGAGGAAAAGUUAUUGACGGAAAGAGAUGACGUAGAAUCAUUAAGUUCAUGUAACGAUGUUGACAGUGAUACUGAAGUUUAUCGUGUAAGACCAACAAGAUCUGGAAGAUUACCAAAAGUAAAAAGAUUACAGGGACCUGAUAUAAAUACAUUUGAUAAGGAAAAGUUAAAUUACUGCUCUAAUGAUCAUGAAAUUACAAUUUCAUCAGAAAAUGAUGCUAAAGUUACAGAGGAUUUAAUUUUUGACAGUAUUAAUUCAGAAAUUCGUCAUAUAGAUCCUCUUAAAACAGUUAUACCAAAUAUCGGCGACGUAGAACCAGGAUCCUUUGUUAUUUUGUCAAAAGAAUCUUUGGAGGAACCAGGUAAAAGUGUUUUGCAAGUUUAUAUGGUUAGUUCGGACGUUCAUCCUUAAGAUUUCAAGGAACCUAACAUACAUAUGUCACCAAAACUCUUAUAAUUCGCAAUUGUAAUCAUUGACUAUCAAAUGUUAAAUCACUUUCAACAAAAAGAAUACUUAAUUUAAUUUACAUGAAAGGUUUUAAAUUAACUUAAUUUAAUAUACAUAUAUCUCUAUAUCUUUAUAUCAUUUAAAAUUUCUACUGAAAAUGUCACAUACUUGUAUAUUAUAUUUAAAUUUUUGGUUAGAAUUCAAAUGCACUUAUGUACAUUAUCUGUUUAUAAAAAAGCACUUGAUUGUGUUAGUUCAUUGUUUUAGUUAAAUUUUUACUUUAUUUACUUAAAUUUUUUAUUAUUAGACUAAAGAAAAUUGAUUUAAUAAUUCCUUCAUAAUGUACUUUGUUUGAUAUGGGAUUAUAAAGAAGAUGAUAAACAGAAAUUAUAAAGAUAAGGACGCAAAUUUUAAACUUCACAAUUAUGAUAAACGUAAUAUAGAACAAUUAUUAGUUCAUGUAAAAAAUUUAAAGAUUGUUCUAUUUGCAAUCAUUAUAAAAUUCAAAUUGAUACAUGAAUAUUAAAUACCACUUCUAGAUCCACAAGCCAGGUUCGGAUGUUUAUUCUAUCUGUUUUUAUAUAAAUCUAGAAUGUCCGAUCGUAACUCUGCCUAUUAAUUAUUGCCAGCAUAUAUUGUUAUACAGUAGCACAUUCUUUGGAGAGUGCCAUUUUCCAUACAGUGCAUUAAUUAAGUAAUAAUAAUGCUAAUUCUUUAAAUGUGGCCUGGAAUACAUUUCAACUUUUGAAUGUAGCCGUGAAUUAUAAAUGUGAAUGGUUUGACUGUUAUAUUCCUAGCUUUUGAGCUAUAAAUAUUUAUAUAUGUUUUUUUUAUGAUUAAUUGCUAAAUUUAGACAAUAUGAUGAGUAUUAGACUACUUUCCUAAAGAUUCAAACGAAUCAUACAAUACAUUUGUAAUUUUAUAAUCUUGUCUGAUGCUUUUAUGUAUUUUUAUGUGUAUUAAGUUCUGUUAAAUAAUUUCCAUACAUUAGAUUUUAGCAACUAUCAUGAUGCAUUGAAUAAGGUUGUAGUGUUUAACAUACCCUCUUAAGACUAUCUAUCAGAGUUCAACUUAUUUUAAUUACAUUGAUGUUAUCUAUAUUGUAUUUUAUUAUCAUUUUCUAAAUUGCAUGAUAUUCUAUCACAUUGGAGCAAUUUAGGAAAUAUUGUAAAAUGCUGAUUUUUGUAACAUUUUUUACAUGAACAUAUCUUGCUUAUAUAUAUUUUAAUAGUAGUUUAUUAUAUAUAAAUUUUAUUAGUAGUUUAAUUCAUCAUGACUUUAUAAAUAUCAAGCAAAGAAAUAUUUUCUGAAAAUUUCAUUUAUGUAAAUAUGAAUUCGAUUGUAAUUGAGUUAAAUUAAUUUUUAAAACUUGACUAAAAUGUACAAGCUGCAUAAAAUAAAAAUGUCAUGAUCACCACUGUGAGAUUCUAUACCUCUGGAUUCUAUACCUAGGAUGGGUUAUCUCACAUGCUAAGGAAUAACUUCCUGUUUUCUCAUUAAUAUCACGCUAUUUACUUCUUAUCUGACUAAGAAAGAUAAACAACACAAAUAAUGUCAUUAGAAAAGCCAAAGGAAUUUUCCAAGGGAACAGUUGAGUUCCAAUCUGUGGUUCCUGUAACAAGUUUGGUCCUUAUAAUGAAUAGAAUAUGAUGCACCAAAAAAAAAUUAGCCUUGAUAUUCAAGGUCACAGUCAAUUUUGCUGCAGCUUUAUUCAACAACUUUUUUUUGCAAAUGAUGGUCAUGACAUUUAUUUUGUAUGCACUCUGUACAUAUUUGCAUCAUUAUGAUAUUGUAAUUUGAUUUUAAUUGUUUAAUAUAUAUACUUACCUGUUAAUUCUCUAUACUCCACGCUUGGCUUAUAAGUAUAGGAUUAGUAUCUGUGAUGUUAUUGCAUACUUCUCAUGCAUUAGCAGGAUAAGGUACACUUAUGGGAGUUAAAGAACUAAGUAUUUCAUAAUUUUGCCUUUAUCAUGUUCAACAUCCAGGACACCUUCCACAAUUAUAGAUAACUACAAAAGUAUUUUACUCAUUAAAAUCAAAUUUAUUCCAUUAGCAAUAAAGAAUAAUGUGCGAAAAUAGCAAAUUUGCAUUAUUCAAUAAAUGGUAUAUUUUCCUUGUUUAGAAAUAUUACUAUUGAUAAGAAAAGUGCUUGUUCGAAGUUAUUAGUACAAAAGUUAAAAUAAUUUUGUAUAAUUAGAAAAUUAAAAUAAUAAGUAAUAAGCAAGCAAGUAAUAAUAAAUAAGCAAGAAAGUUUGUAUUUAACUACUUUUCAAAGAAAGAUUUGGUGAAUUUGUAGAACCAUUCCGUCCUUUCCGAUUUCUAUAAUUUUUGAAUAUUUUGUAAAGUUCAACAGUUUGAACAACAUUUUCGUACACGUGUAACGGAGUCGAUUUCGCUUAUUUUACAAGAUAUUCGCAAAAAAACUGCAGGUACCACUAGAGUGUAUUUCUGUCUAUAGUUGUGCGUCUGUGGCUGCGUAUGCGUUAGUGUUGAUUGUAGGCCAUCGGCAGCUUAUUUUUUAUUUAUAAACAAAUAUCUACAACAUAUAUGCGAAACUGCAAGAAUUGUCUCUUAUAAUUGACUUAAAAAUGAAUAUCAUCAACGUAUUAGGUUUGGAUUAAUUUUCGUAAUUCGGCCGCCACGAGUCUAGUAACGCUUGCGUGAAAUAAUAACAAAUUAAUUACAAAAAUAACAGACGAAUGAAUAAUUGAUACUAUUUUACGAAAUAGAAUAAUCGUUAUAUUUCAUGGCAGCCAUCUGCUUCGCAGCGAUAUUGGAAAGUUUAAUCCAAACUCAGACCCCACUUAUUAAUGAUAUUCACUUUUAAUUGAAUUAUAACUUAUAAAAAGACUGCAUUUCUUACAGCUUCGUAUAUGCACGUUAUGCACGGGGUCUUUACGCUCGUCCAACUCUCUUUUAUAAACAGAAGAUAAGCAGCCGGUAGUCGGCAACUCAUACUAACGCAUAUGUUGUCACAGAUGCACAACUACGAACAGAAAUAUUCUGUAGCGAUGCCUGUAGUUUUUUGCGAAUAUCUCGGAAAUUAAGCGAGACCAACAGUAAUAUGUAAAAAGAACAAUUGCUCAAAAUGUUGAUUUCUCAAAGUUCUACAAGUUCACCAAAGAUUUUUUUAUCUUGAUUAUAAAUAUAUAAAAUGAUAUACGAAUUCAUAGUAAACAAGUUUCUUUAAAAAGUAUAGUUUGAACUUCUUCAAAUAUAAAAAUACAAAUUUUAAUUAAAUUUUGUAUAAAGAGAUUUAAAUUAAUUUUGUAUAUUAUGGUGCAUAACAUAUACCUUUUCCUAAUAAUGUUAGGUUUUUAUAAUAAUAUAUGUAUAUAAAAUAUAUAAAUAUAUACUUGAAUAUUAAUGCUAUA